Molecule: messenger RNA, 294 nt
Organism: Puccinia triticina
Lineage: Eukaryota; Fungi; Basidiomycota; Pucciniomycetes; Pucciniales; Pucciniaceae
Exons: 2
Coding region: 1-294 (97 amino acids)
Source: RefSeq, a predicted model, not a curated record
AUGCAAGAUUCUCAAUCGGACCGGCUCCCGCCACUUUCCGGCUGGAAAAGCGGGCCAGUCUGUUUCACAAUACCGGCUCGCACAGGCACUAAGAUCUGGGAUUUCGAAGUGGGCCGGCUCCCGGCGCCUGAUGGCCAGUCUGCAUUGCAAUCUUACUUACCACCCAGCAGAUGCGGCGUCCGGGAGGACGAAAUUGCCGCGCCGGGCCGCUUCCGAAUCGAUUCACUGGGUCUGGGCUCAGGCCCCAGGGUUCCUUCAUCGCACGGGACUUUCAGCUCCCGGUUGAACGCUUGA